AUGGUCGCCCCAGCUGUACCAGAGGUCACCGAGGAGGUUCUCCACGAGUCCGUCGAUGCGAGAACCGAAUCCCUCGUCGCCCUCCGAGAGCUUGGCCCGCCUGAUUUGGUGCAUCUCUUGAAGCAAGGUGUGCGCAACACAGGGAGACAGACCGGCAUCUACCACCAUGUUACUGGCGUCGAUGCCUCGUCCUCGGCUAGUCUGGCUGCCUACAUCAAUACCCUUACGUACAAAGAUAACGGACCCAAUGCCACAUCCAAGAUUGUCGAGGGACUGUACUGCUGUUAUAACGCGUUCUCUCGACUGGACAUGCGCGUUCACGUCUCUAUCCCAGGCACUGUCGAGAGCUACUGCGUUGACGAGCGAGGCGAAAAGCGCAAGGCGUCGGACGAACUUUGGCUUGAAACGUACCUGUGCAGCGUUCUAAGGGCGUACUCUUACGCCGAUGAUGGCAGCGGCGAAGCCAUUCGGAAAAUCAUGGGUGUCAGGAGAUUCAACCCAAUCACCAACACGGAAACCGAACAACGCUUCCUCAACGCCGCCGAGCAGCUCUUUUUCAGGGGCUGGCAACUGGGGUCCGACUCCGUUGUCCAGGUUCCCACCAACGUUUCGAACCACCUCACCACAGGGCUGCUCAAAUACCUCGAGACGACCGGCCGCUACGCCUCCGGAAUCAACCUGUUCGAAAAACUGCGCACGCAAAGCAUCGAGGUUUCCUCCUUGCUAUCCAAGGUCAUGUUUAUGGGCAAUGAGGAAGUUGCUGGCGUCAAGAAUCUCCACCAAUCCCUGCAGGAAACACCCAUGGAUUAUGUCAUGCUGGAUGCCCAGGCCGAGUUUCUGCUCAGAAAGGCGCGAAAGGCUGGGACGCCGGAGCAGCGAGACGAGCGCCUGAGAAUGGCCCUUGGGUGUGCUGACCGUAGCACGAUUGCUGCACCCAGCGAAUUCGGCACUUGGGCUAGGCUUGCAGAAGUCUACGUCGCCAUGGAGGAUUGGGAGAACGCACUGACAACUCUAAACUCGUGCCCCAUGUUCACCUAUCAGGAUAAAGAUACACCCGUCAUGCCGGAACCGAGGGACGUGCAUCUACCCAUCUUGCCAGAGACGAGGUUGGAUGAAAUUGACAGCGAGCCCGAGUCCCGAUUCUCGGAGCAGGUCGACGCCAGCUUGAUGGGCCUCCGAGCCGCAGGCUACAGGGGCACCUUCAAGCAAGCCUACAAGAUUCUCACGGAAAUGACGGCCAAGAUUGGCUGGGAUCAGCUGCUGAAAAUUCGAAGCACCGUCUUUGUCAUGGAGGACGAGUACCGUACAGAAAAGCAGGAGGCAUCGCAGUCUGCGGUGUCCAGGCGGAAUCCAAGCACCGACGGCCUGCGAGGAACCCCUGUUCCGGCGACCAAUGGGGACGACGACUCUGGUGAUGAGGAAGCCAAUCAGUCUGCGGGUAGGGAAACCAACGGUGAGGCAGCAGACACGAAUGGCGAGGCCAACAGUGUCGAGAGACCUCCUCAAACCAUCGAUCCGAAGCUCAUCAAGGCAGAGACGGAGAAUACUGUCCGAAAUGAAGAAAACUUGUCAAAGCUGAACACAAAACGACUUUGCGAACGCUGGCUCGACAGCCUGUUCAUGGUUUUGUACGAAGACCUUCGGGUGUACACUAUUUGGCGCACCCAGAUGGCUCAGUACCGCGCACAGCAGAUGCAGUAUAAGAAAUCCGCAGAGGAGUGGGAGAUUCUGGGCGCCUUGGCGGAGCGCUUGCAACAUGUCGACGAAGCCGUGGAGGCGUAUAGGGCCUGUCUGUCGAUACGAUUCAGCCCCAGGUCACUGGCAGGCGUCUUGCGCGUCUUUGAGAGGAGCAAGAACACAAGAGACACCCUGGGCGCCGUCAUCAGAUUGGUCACCUGGCAAUACCGCUGGUACAGCGAGUUUAGUCCCGAGCUGCUACGCACGAUCCGCACGUUGAUCGAGGACGAAGGAGCAGUCAAGGUGAGGAGCAUCAUCCAGGCCACGAGUCUGCCGCAGAAUGUGUUGGACUUGACGCACCACUACGCGGCCUUGUGCGCCACGUUUCGAAGCAGCGGGACGGAUGGUUAA
Ustilaginoidea virens is the source of this 2088-nucleotide messenger RNA. RefSeq lists its product as uncharacterized. Gene Ontology annotation, cellular component: exomer complex. The coding region runs from base 1 to 2088 and encodes 695 amino acids. Lineage: Eukaryota; Fungi; Ascomycota; Sordariomycetes; Hypocreales; Clavicipitaceae. The record is from RefSeq and is a predicted model, not a curated record. Gene Ontology annotation, molecular function: protein binding. Gene Ontology annotation, biological process: Golgi to plasma membrane transport. The transcript is spliced from 5 exons.